This is a messenger RNA of Dendronephthya gigantea, 1611 nucleotides long. Its product is annotated as nephrocystin-3-like. Gene Ontology annotation, molecular function: protein binding. Bases 1 to 1611 code for a protein of 536 amino acids. The transcript is spliced from 2 exons. The record is from RefSeq and is a predicted model, not a curated record. NCBI's taxonomy places the organism in Eukaryota, Metazoa, Cnidaria, Anthozoa, Malacalcyonacea, Nephtheidae.
AUGGAAGAAUCAGCUUCAGCUGCUGGAGAAGCUCUGCGUAUUGUAGCAACUGGAGGGAUAUUUAACAUCGAUAUUAGCACUUCCAAAGUAGAAGUGGCAGGAAAGUUGUGUGAUAUAGCACGAGAAGUGGGCAACACAGUGGGGCAUGGAGUGGGACAAGGAUUGGGGCAGGGAUUGGGACUAGGAGUUGGACUAGGAAUUGGACUAGGAGUUGGAAUAGUUCUAAGUCUAGGCGCCCUGUAUUUUGGUUUUCCAGCAUUGAAGCCAAUAAUUGAUGAUGCAAUUACUAAGGGCGUUGGUGGGAAACGCGAUGAUCAAGACGUUCGUGACAUUCGACCAGGAUGUUUGCAUUUUGAGUUACAUUGUUUCACAGACGAAAGGUUUCUGGAAGUAUUAGCGGAUUACGAAUCAGGAAGGAUGAAGGAACGCUUGCAGGAAGAAUUUUCUCUGGUUGGAAUUAAAGUGGAAGGACUGGAGUAUACUCCGACUUCAUUAUACACCGUGAAUUCGGUCGAAAGCAUUGGAAUCACACAACAUGAUCAUGAAGUGGAAGACUACAACCAGUCAUUAGAGUCGAAACAAAAAGCUCUUAAAACAAGAUUGAAAUUACUUGAAGAAGUUCAUCCGGACCCCGCUGACAGUUAUGAAAGCAUUGGAGUAACACAACAUAAGAUGAAAGAUUACCAAUCAACAUUGAAGGCGAAACAAAAAGCUCUUGAAAUCAAAUUAAAGCUAUUUGGAGAAGAUCAUCCUGCAACAGCUGACUGUUAUGAAAGCAUUGGAAAGACACAAAAUAGUAUGGAAGAUUACAAAUCAUCAUUAGAAUCUAAACAAAAAGCUUUUACAAUCAGGUUAAAGCUGAUUGGAGAAGAUCAUCCUGCAACAGCUUACAGUUAUGAAAGCACUGAAAAGACACUAAACAGCAUGGAAGAUUACAACUCAUCAUUGGAGUCUAAAAAAAAAGCUCUUAAUAUAAGGUUAAAGCUGUUUGGAGAAGACCAUCCCGCAACAGCUGACAGUUAUGAAAGCAUUGGAAAGACACAAAAAAGCAUGGAAGAUUACAAGUUAUCAUUGGAGUCGAAACAAAAAGCUCAUAAAAUCAGGUUGAAGCUAUUUGGAGAAAACCAUCCCGCAACAGCCGACAGUUAUGAAAGCAUUGGAAAGACACUAAAGAGCAUGGAAGAUUACAAGUCAUCAUUGGAGUCGAAACAAAAAGCUCAUAAAAUCACGUUAAAGCUAUUUGGAGAGAACCAUCCCGCAACAGCUGACAGUUAUGAAAGCACUGGAAAGACACUAAAGAGCAUGGAAGAUUACAAGUCAUCAUUGCAGACGAAACAAAAAGCUCAUAAAAUCAGGUUGAAGCUAUUUGGAGAAAACCAUCCCGCAACAGCUGACAGUUAUGAAAGCACUGGAAAGACGCAAAAUGGCAUGGAAGAUUACAGGUCAUCAUUGGAGUCGAAACAAAAAGCUCUUGAAAUCAGGUUAAAGCUAUUUGGGGAAGAUCAUCCUCCAACAGCUGACAUCUAUGAAAGCAUUGGAAAAACACAAAAUAGCAUGGAAGAUUACAAGUCAUCACUGGAGUCGAAACAAAAAGCUCUUCAAAUCAGGUAA